AUGGUUACUACUACUACUACACCACCAACAACAACAACAACAACAAGUGCAACUUCAACUACAACUACAAUAAGCGAGAACAACACCAACACGGUCAUUAAUCAAUUACCAACUGAACAUAGAGACACUAAACACCCGCAACCCUCAAGACAGGAGAUUAUAAACAACUUGUUAGAAUUAGCCAGACAAGAACAAGCCAAAGGCAAUACAUCUGUUACUUCGGAUAAAUUGGAUAAACUUCAAAGUGUACUACAGAAUAACAGUCCCGGUAGCAGAAAAUCUCCAUUCUUACUGAAGGGCAGUAACAGUUACAAUUUCGACAAGUAUCAACGAUUUCAACAAGUUCCAACUCGUAAUUCCACAGGUAAAUACGCAAACCACAAAAUAAAACCCAAAUUCCCACCCAUCUUUGAUAAGUUUGAUAUCGAAGAGUCUGUAUCAAAAGCAGGACCCACUUCAUCUUCUACAACAUCACCAUCAGGUCCCGCUGAAGCAAAGAAACAAGACUUGAUUACUAUAUCUAAAAAGAACAAGAACCUUAGAAAGAAGAUAGGAGGCAAGUUUUACCAAGCUAAAAAGUUCACUUUGAAGCAGCUUGAAUUUAUGUUUAUCAAUUUCCUUGAAACCAUCGCCAACCUAUUGGACAAUUUACAUCUACUUUCGAAUUUGCCAAUGUUCCCUCAAGCUUUGACAAAAUUGUUGAAACAAACCAAUAAGUUAUGGGUGUUGAUACUUGUGUUUUUGAUAAGGAAAACUAUAUCCCAAUUAUUGAAUGUUGUACGCAAAAUUAGAAAAGUUGAUACUGAAUUGAAAAUUGUCAACAACAACAGCAACAACAACAACAACAACAACAACAUCGGCAAUGUUGGUGAAAAGAUGUCCAAUGCUUCUGUCUUUUCCAAGCCUAUCAAUGAGGAUAUUAAUCGAAAAUAUAACAAGAUCUUGAAAGAUUUAAAGUUUGAUAAAAUGAUGCUUAUAUUUGAAUUGGUGGGUAAUUUCCUUGAUUUGACUUUUAAUCUUAUUGAGUUGAGUGAGGUUGCAGUACCCAAUUGGAUUAUGAGUGGAUUGAAUGUUGCUAGUAUGGGCAUGACUAUUUACAGAAUGAAUAAAGACGAUGAGUAUAUAGACGAUGAUAUCACGGAGGAUUUGAUCUAG
Molecule: messenger RNA, 1155 nt
Organism: Lodderomyces theae
Lineage: Eukaryota; Fungi; Ascomycota; Pichiomycetes; Serinales; Debaryomycetaceae
Exons: 1
Coding region: 1-1155 (384 amino acids)
Source: RefSeq, a predicted model, not a curated record